Molecule: messenger RNA, 3828 nt
Organism: Rangifer tarandus platyrhynchus (Svalbard reindeer)
Lineage: Eukaryota; Metazoa; Chordata; Mammalia; Artiodactyla; Cervidae
Source: the annotation of a GenBank genome assembly
AUGGAUCCAGAGGUGGGAAGGAUCGCAACAUUCCGGAUUACCGAGACGAGGGAGGAUGGAUUUGAACUGGGCGUCAGCAGCAGCCAAGCUAAGGAAAAAACGAAGAAAGUAAAUUUGAUUGGACCAUUAACAUUGUUUCGAUACUCUGAUUGGCAGGAUAAAUUAUUUAUGUCUUUUGGCACUAUCAUGGCCAUAACUCAUGGAUCAGGUCUGCCCCUCAUGAUGAUAGUAUUUGGAGAAAUGACUGACAGAUUUGUUAAUACUGGAGGAAAUUUCUCCCUUCCAGUGAAUUUUUCACUGGCAAUGCUAAAUCCAGGCAGAAUUCUGGAAGAAGAAAUGACUAGAUAUGCAUAUUAUUAUUCAGGAUUAGGUGCUGGAGUUCUUGUUGCUGCCUAUAUACAGGUUUCAUUUUGGACUUUGGCAGCUGGCCGACAGAUUAAGAAAAUUAGACAAGAGUUUUUUCAUGCUAUUCUACGACAGGAAAUAGGCUGGUUUGACAUCAGUGACAUCACUGAACUCAAUACACGGCUAACAGAUGACAUCUCCAAAAUCAGUGAAGGAAUUGGUGACAAGGUUGGAAUGUUCUUUCAAGCAAUAGCCACGUUUUUUGCAGGAUUCAUAGUGGGGUUUAUCAGAGGAUGGAAGCUCACUCUUGUGAUAAUGGCCAUCAGCCCUAUCCUGGGACUCUCUACAGCUGUUUGGGCAAAGAUACUCUCAGCGUUUAGUGACAAAGAACUGGCUGCAUAUGCAAAAGCAGGUGCCGUGGCGGAAGAAGCUCUGGGGGCCAUCAGGACUGUGAUCGCUUUUGGGGGCCAGAAGAGAGAGCUGGAGAGGUAUCAGAAACAUCUAGAAAAUGCCAAAAGGAUUGGAAUUAAAAAAGCUAUUUCAGCGAACAUUUCUAUGGGCACUGCCUUCCUGCUAAUAUAUGCAUCGUAUGCACUGGCCUUCUGGUAUGGAUCCACUCUAGUUAUAGCCAAAGAAUACACUAUUGGAAAUGCAAUUACAGUCUUUUUCUCAAUUCUGAUUGGAGCCUUCAGCAUUGGACAGGCGGCUCCCUGUAUUGAUGCUUUUGCCAAUGCAAGAGGAGCAGCAUAUGCGAUCUUUGCUAUUAUUGAUAAUGACCCUAAAAUUGACAGUUUUUCAGAGAGAGGACACAAACCAGACAACAUCAAAGGGAAUUUGGAGUUCAAAGAUGUUCAUUUCUCUUAUCCUGCUCGGCCGGAUGUCAAGAUCUUGAAGGGCCUCAACCUGAGGGUAGAGAGCGGGCAGACGGUGGCCCUGGUUGGGAACAGCGGCUGUGGGAAGAGCACAGUGGUCCAGCUGGUACAGAGGCUCUAUGACCCUGACGUGGGGAGGAUUAUCAUCGAUGGGCAGGAUAUUAGGACAUUUAAUGUAAAGUAUCUGAGGGAAAUAAUUGGAGUGGUGAGUCAGGAGCCAGUGCUCUUUGCCACCACCAUUGCUGAAAAUAUCCGUUACGGCCGUGGAAAUGUCACCAUGGAUGAAAUAAAGCAAGCUGUGAAGGAAGCCAACGCCUAUGAGUUUAUCAUGAGAUUACCACAGAAAUUCGACACCCUGGUUGGAGAGAGAGGGGCCCAGCUGAGCGGUGGGCAGAAGCAGAGGAUCGCCAUCGCCCGGGCCCUGGUUCGCAACCCCAAGAUCCUGCUGCUGGACGAGGCCACCUCAGCGCUGGACACGGAGAGCGAAGCCGAGGUUCAGGCGGCCCUGGAUAAGGCCAGGGAAGGCCGGACCACCAUAGUGAUAGCGCACCGGCUGUCUACGAUCCGAAAUGCAGAUGUCAUCGCGGGGUUUGAUGACGGAGUCGUUGUGGAGCAGGGAAGCCACAGGGAACUGAUGACGAAGGAAGGGGUGUACUUCAGACUGGUAAGCACGCAGAUUUCAGGAAGCCAGAUCCAGUCAGAAGAAUUUAAAGUCACACUCGCUGAUGAAAAGCCUGCCAUGGGUUUGACUCAUCCCAUAGUUAGGCGUUCUCUUCAUAAAAGCCUGAGGAGUUCACGACAGUAUCAGAACGGCUUUGAUGUGGAAACCAGUGAACUUGAUGAAUCUGUGCCACCGGUGUCUUUUCUGAAGAUCCUGAAACUGAACAAGACAGAGUGGCCCUACUUAGUGGUGGGAACCCUGUGCGCUGUUGCCAACGGGGCGCUCCAGCCGGCCUUCUCGGUCAUCUUCUCGGAAAUGAUAGCGAUUUUUGGACCAGGAGACGAUGAAGUGAAGCAGCAGAAAUGCAACAUGUUCUCAUUGCUUUUCUUAGGCCUGGGAAUUAUUUCCUUUUUUACUUUCUUCCUUCAGGGCUUCACGUUUGGGAAGGCUGGUGAGAUCCUCACCACGAGGCUACGGUCAAUGGCUUUUAAAGCGAUGUUGAGACAGGACAUGAGCUGGUUUGAUGAUCAUAAAAACAGUACUGGUGCACUUUCUACAAGACUUGCAAUGGAUGCCUCGCAAGUCCAAGGGGCCACUGGGACCAGGUUGGCUCUGAUUGCACAGAAUACGGCUAACCUUGGAACUGGUAUUAUCAUAGCAUUCAUCUACGGUUGGCAAUUAACCCUUUUGCUGUUAUCGGUUGUUCCAAUUAUUGCUGUAUCAGGAAUUGUUGAAAUGAAAUUGCUGGCUGGAAAUGCCAAAAGAGAUAAAAAGGAACUGGAAACUGCUGGAAAGAUUGCAACAGAGGCAAUAGAAAAUAUUAGGACAGUCGUGUCCUUGACCCAGGAAAGAAAAUUUGAAUCCAUGUAUGUUGAAAAAUUGUAUGGAGCUUACAGGAAUUCUGUGCGGAAGGCACAUGUCUAUGGGAUUAGUUUUAGUAUUUCACAAGCAUUUAUGUAUUUUUCCUAUGCUGGUUGUUUCCGAUUUGGUGCCUAUCUCAUCGUAAAUGGACACAUGCGCUUCAGAGAUGUUAUUCUGGUGUUCUCAGCGAUUGUGUUGGGCGCCGUGGCUCUAGGACAUGCUAGUUCCUUUGCUCCAGACUAUGCUAAAGCCAAGCUGUCUGCAGCCCAGUUAUUCAAGCUGUUUGAAAGACAACCAUUGAUUGACAGCCACAGUGAGGAAGGCCUGAGGCCCGAUAAGUUUGAAGGGAAUGUGACACUUAAUGAAGUCGUGUUCAGCUACCCCAGCCGGCCAAACGUGCCUGUGCUUCGGGGGCUGAGCCUGGAGGUGAAGAAGGGCCAGACGCUGGCCCUGGUGGGCAGCAGCGGCUGCGGGAAGAGCACGGUCGUCCAGCUGCUGGAGCGGUUCUAUGACCCCUUGGCUGGCACAGUGCUCCUAGAUGGCCACGAAGCGAAGAAGCUCAACAUUCAGUGGCUCAGAGCCCAGCUUGGAAUCGUGUCCCAGGAGCCCAUCCUGUUUGACUGCAGCAUUGCCGACAACAUCGCCUAUGGGGACAACAGUCGGCUCGUAACCAUGCCUGAAAUUGUGAGCGCAGCCAAAGCAGCCAACAUCCAUCCUUUCAUUGAGACCUUGCCCCACAAAUAUGAAACAAGAGUGGGAGACAAGGGGACUCAGCUUUCCGGGGGACAGAAACAGCGGAUUGCUAUUGCCCGAGCCCUCAUCCGACACCCCCGCAUCCUACUGCUGGAUGAAGCUACAUCAGCACUGGAUACUGAAAGUGAGAAGAUUGUCCAAGAAGCCCUGGACAACGCCCGAGAAGGCCGCACCUGCAUCGUGAUCGCUCACCGCCUGUCCACCAUCCAGAACGCGGACAUGAUCGUGGUGAUUGAGAACGGCAGGGUCAGGGAGCGCGGCACGCACCAGCAGCUGCUGGCGCAGCGAGGCGUCUACUUCACCAUGGUCAGUGUCCAGGCUGGGACAGAGAACUGA